UUCGACACCGUGACGUCACUCUUCUUCAACAUGGCCGCGUGCGGAGUGCAAAGUGACAACAACAGAUAGCAGCGCGAGCGCUACAUCCGCUUUAUACCGAUCAUAACCCUCCUAUAACCCUGUAAACCCUGUAAACCCCGGCUCUACCUGCUCCUCACUCUCCCCCAGGAUGAGCAGUGUGGAGGCUGAGCGGCAGGACAGUCUGGACGGCUGGGUGGCGGUGAGGAGUGAUAUUUUCUCCAGCAGGGAGUUUGUGAGGCUGGAGUUUUUGGUGCAGUGGAGUGAUGUGGAGGGUCAGUUUGCGGUGACCUGUAGGAGCCGUGGGACAAAGUCCAGAGCCGGUCAGCAGGGUUGGGCCACCCUCUUGUCCGCUAAUGACAUUAUACUGACCCACCAAACCCUGACCAGCACCGCCCAGGAGCUCCAACACUGCCUACCUGACAUCAGCACGUUCAACACGGUCAGGAACCUGUGGGACAUGCUGUUCACCCGGCCGGACGCCCUGCAGCUGCAGGAGCAGGAUGUGGAUGGGGUCUGCAGGCAGCUGGAGAAGUAUUUUAGCGUGGCAGUGGAUCUGUGUGGCAGCAGGAUCGUUCUGGACACCAUAUACAAUCUGCAGGAGGCUGAGGAGGAGGAAGAGCAGUACUAUGAAGAUCUGCAGGAGUUUAAGAGGAAGGCCAUGGAGGAGCAGGUGGAGAGAGCCAAGGACAGAGUGAACAUGAUUGUGCAGAGUCACCGCUCUGCUGCUGGUCUUCAGCAGCUGAUGAAGGUCUAUGAGGAAGAGGACGAGGCUUAUGAUGAUUUAGUUUCUGUGGCAACUCAGUUCUACCAGCACCAGCUGCAGCCGUUCAGACAGAUGAGGGAACUCAGCAUGCUGUACAAAAUGGAGAUACAGAAGUCUCUGCAGACUGAGGAGCUGGGUCCUAAGCGUGUCAGUCAGUUGGAGAGCGAGGCUGAGGAGUGGAGUAAACGCGGUCAGGAUGCCGUGGGGUCGAUCCAGGACAUCACAGUCUGCUACUUUAGCCACACAUCAUCUGCUCUAACAGCGAUGCUGAAGCAGAUGGAGAGUGACCGUAAGCGGUUCGGUUCGGCUGCGUGGGCUGUAGCAGUGCCACGACUGGACAAACUCAAGCUGCUGUCGGCUAAAGAGACCCUGCAGCACAUGAGGGCCAGAGAGCUCUGCCUGAACCGCAAGAAACUCCACAUCCGAGACAAGAUGGGUAGAGUGUGUGAAGGUGUGAGUGAGGUUCAGGUGUUGGAGCUGCAGUAUUAUGAGGCUCAGCUGGAGCUGCACGACUGCAAGUUAGAGAUCCUGAAGAACGAGGAGCUGCUGCUGCUGGCACAGAUACACAAACUCCAGAGACAGAUUAAAGAGAUGAAGGAGGAGGUGGUGUAUUAUGACACGUGUGAAGACCCUGCGGAGCUGCAGUGUGUUCAGACUGACUCCACCCACGCUGACAGUAACUCCUCCCACUCUCAACUAACCCAGCAGCUCCUGCAGCUGGAAAGAAAAAGAGCAGCAACAUCAACCCUCAAAGCUAAAGUCAGGACCAGAAAGGAGAGCUGUAUAAAGGCGUGGGAGCUCCAGCAGGGGGCAAUGCAACAGAAAACCAAUCAGCAUCAUCAGCACCAUUCAGUACACCUGAAACGGGAAAAGAGGAGGGAGGAGGAGGAGAGGAAGAAGGAGUGGGUGGAGCUGGAGAGAGAAAAAACACUCAGCAGACUGCGCUCCUUCAGAGAGAAAAAGGUUGGUCAGUACGUGGUGAAGGCCCCUCGCUCCAAGCCGAAGCCUCCUGAUGCAGACGAUUCAUCCCAGCCGAUGUCAAUCAUCUCUCUGACCCCUCCCACUGAUGGAGUCUCUACAAGCCCCGCCCCCAGGGCGAGAGGAAUGGGGCCAGGGCAGAAGCAGAAAGAUAUCCCUGUACAAAUACUCUUACCUCCAGGAGCGGGACCAGCCAUGCCAGAGCAGACAUUCACCCCUCCAGUUCUGCCCCCGCCACCUCCACCUCCACCUCCCCCUCCACCACCACCUCCUCCACCCCCUCCUUUCUCUGUACCUCUCCUGGACGCUCCACCACUUCCACUCAGUGACAAACAACCUGCUCCAUCUCCAAAGAACACUCUGCAGGACUGUGCAGGCUCGAUGGACUCUGUUCUAGCAUCUCUGCAGAGGGGGAAGGUCCGCCUGCGUAAGGUCACCCCCAACGCCACCGCCACAGAGACCCCCAGCAUCAGAGACAACCUGCUGUCAGCCAUCCGCCUGGGCGUGACCUUAAAGAAAACCCCGACCCCUGCUGGCCCCACCCCUUCCAGAGACUCCGAACUGGAACAGAGCAUCAAAGCGGCGAUGCUAAGGAUGAAGAGGGUCUCGAAGGAUAGCGAUGAUGAAGAUGACGAUGACAACGAUACAUUUCCUGAGGCCCAAUCAGGAGACUGGGAUAGCUAAGAGUGUAAACACACACACAUAUAUAUGUGGGUCUUUGAGUGAAUCAGCAGGUUAUGUCUGGAUGUUAACUAUAUUAAUUGCAGUUCUAAAGAUCUGAAUGUGGGAUAAAGCCUUAAACUGUGAUUUCUAUGUAGUUUUAACCAAUACUGUUCUUCCAUAGUGGCACAAAUACACUACUGUUCAAACAUGUGGAAUCAAUGUUUUGAAUAACGUUAAACCAGUUGUUUUAUUGCAGAUAAAACUGUCAAAUUAUUUAGAUUCAUGCCAAAUAUUUGCUGGGUGUCUGCAGCUGAUCAGCAAUCACUUGCCAAUGACUCAGCGAGCAUCAGGAGGUCCCUGAUUUACCUCCAGGAAGGUUUGAAAAACUAAGCUAAAAUCUGGCAUUACAGAACAAUAUGCUCUUCUUUUUUUUUGUCCAAAUAUGAAUAAAAGCACAGAAGAAGAGAAAUCACUUCUGGACUUUUAGAAAUGUAAACUAACCCUGUUUAGACUGGUACAGGGCCAGGAGUGAAAGAAAGUUGCGUUUUUAAAUCCACGAUAGGUGGAACAACAGGCAUGGAUGGACAUGUUAUCCAGAAAAGGGGAAAGUGCUUUUCCAAAAUGGACCAACAUGUAGGAUCUUUGGGUUCCGUCCUUGCGUUCUCACUGGCGGAUGACAAAUCACUUGUGUCGCCCUACAUUUGCUUCCUGUGGGUGUGUUCGAGGCUGUUCGCUCGGCAUGGCCGGUUAGCAUGCUAGUAAGCUACAUAUCUGUCCAUCCACUACUUUCUUCCAAAUUUAAUUGUUCUCCAAAUCCUGCGCAUUUGUAAAAAAAUCUAUCAUAUAAAAUGGAAAGAGCAGAAACAACAGUUAUAAAGGUGUUUUCACACCAGCACUAUUUUGCCUGGUUAAAACUGACUUGUGACUGUUUCGUUUGUACCCUUAGCAGGUGUGGAAACAGCAAUCGCACUCGGGUACAGAUAAGAACAAUCGCACUAAAACCCGCUAGAGGAGGUGGUCUCAGUCCAGUUCCAAACUAACUCUGAUGAGAUCAAUAAUCCGGCCUUGAUUUGACCCAACAAUCAAAUAUACUCCUUUUAUUUGAGCUAAGCAGCUGUUCAGGUGCAGUUUAACCUGAUUUAUUAGCCCGAUAAUGCUGUUUAUCACAGCUGUGUACAUAUGAACGCUGUCUCUGCUGCUGCUCCAUGCUGAUAACACACACUAGUGUGCACUACUCGCAGCAAUGCUACUCUGUUUACUAUGCGGACAUCUGUUCUGCACUCAUUGAAAACCCUGAAAAAGUUUGAAAGUGCAGCUUCCAAUUUUUUUAGCUUCACACUGCACAGAUAUAAACGCUGUAACACAGCAUCUUCUCACUAUAUUUAUUUUCUUGCUCCCGCUGGGGAUAUGAACAAAGUACUAUAUGGUAGGAAUCAGAAGUUGACAGAGCAGAAGGUGGGGAUCUCAGUCUCCUGUCUGUGAUUGGUCUGAAAAAUUUGUUCAGCCAAUCGGAGUAGAAGAUUGCUUUAUUGUGUCAUAAUUUGUCUGCAAAGUUGAGAAAAUGAUUUGAAGCAUUUUUAUCAUUCUGUCUAUUAUGAAUUGAACACAAUUUAAAUAGUAGGUUUUCGAAUUCUACAAUAUAUGGUAAAACUCAGAGUUACAGUUAUAUAUAGAGAUAUGAUCGCCGGUUCGAGUCCUGUUCAUGUAGCUUGCCGUCGGCUACCAGAGCCCCGAGAGAGCACAAUCGGUCUUGCUCUCUCUGGGUGGGUACAGUAGAUGGAGCUCUUUCCCCUCAUCACUCCUAGGGUGAUGUGGAUCAGCACAAGGCUGCGUCUGUGAGCUGAUGUAUCAAAACCGAGUCGCUGCGCUUUCCUCCGAGCGUUAGUGCUGUGACGCUACUCGGCAAUGCUGCAUUAGCAGCAGUUCAAAAAGAGGCGGAGUCUGACUUCACAUGUAUCGGAGGAGGCAUGUGUUAGUCUUCAGCCUCCUGGUGUGUUGGGGCAUCGCUAGUGAUAGGGGGAGUCCUAAUGAGUGGGUUAGGUAAUUGUCCGUGCUAAAUUGGGGAGAACAUGGAAAAAAUUAGAAAAAAUAAAUAAAUAAAUUAAAAUAGAUGGAGAUAUGUGUCUGGUGCACAUUAUCAUUAUACAUUAUACACUGCUAUGCCAUGGGUCAAUGAACAGGAACUAGUACAAUAUGCAAGUGGAUGUGGUGAUUUCUGCCAGAGUGGCUUGUCUGUGUGCAUGGACAAUUCUAGCCAGACACUGCUGGUCACAAUCAUUACCACUACGACUGCCCUGUCCACUGUGGGCAAUAAUGCCUAUUAUAACAUUUUCCUGGUGCACAGUAGACACUGUACACAACUUCCGGAAAAAAAGAAACGUCUUAUCCGUCUCCACCAACUCUCAGGCAUUGUACCUACUCGCGUGAUAAUUCACGCUGGCUUGCCACAGUCACGCUGGCCAGUGUUUAGCCACACUCACAAAAUUACACCUCACAACUUAUACAGGUGUGGGCAUUUCCCUUAUGGCAUGUGAUCAAAAUAUUAAAUGAAACUGAUUGCACAUUGAAGAAUGUAUUAUCUGACGAGACAUUGCACACGUUUGUACAGUAGUGUUGUUGUAAAUGAAGUUAAAAGAAGUUUGAAUGAGAUGAAAAUCUGUGGGAACUCUGGAACUCUGGGUAAUGCUGUUCCUAAUCAAUCUAUCAGACAGUAAGGAAAUUCUCUACAUUGAGCUUCAUAUUAAAUCACAGCCUGUUUUACUGGGGUUUUGUUUUCUGUGUAGCACUUAAUAAUGUACAUGUGCACUGAGAGAAAGAAAGUGUGUUUGUGUAUAAAUAUAUGUGUGUGUGUGUGUGUGUGUGUGUGUGUGUGUGUAGACAGCGACUGUAUGGGAUUAUAUAUUAGAACUACUGGAGUUUGUUAAUGCAAUUUAUUAAUAAUAAGAUGUUUUGCAGCAGUUUACCUCAAACUAGACACACACACACACACACACACACACUUCUGCCUUAUGAUGAUACUACAGAGCAUUUCCAGUGCGCUUGCGGUUACUGGACUGUGAUCUGAGUUCUGCGGGUUCUGGCUGCUCUUUGCUUUAUUUUACUUUGUUUAGAAGAUCUAAUUUGAUUAAAUGCGCUGAAGUGCCA
This is a messenger RNA of Astyanax mexicanus (Mexican tetra), 5569 nucleotides long. Its product is annotated as WASP homolog associated with actin, golgi membranes and microtubules. Gene Ontology annotation, cellular component: cytoplasm; endoplasmic reticulum-Golgi intermediate compartment membrane. The transcript is spliced from 12 exons. Lineage: Eukaryota; Metazoa; Chordata; Actinopteri; Characiformes; Acestrorhamphidae. The record is from RefSeq and is a predicted model, not a curated record. Gene Ontology annotation, molecular function: actin binding; Arp2/3 complex binding. The coding region runs from base 170 to 2446 and encodes 758 amino acids. Gene Ontology annotation, biological process: endoplasmic reticulum to Golgi vesicle-mediated transport; Arp2/3 complex-mediated actin nucleation.